AUGUCUCCUCCGACAAGGCAAUUCCACAGGCUUUCGAUCGGUCAAAAUAUGCCUGAUUCUCAAGCCCAAUCUUCUCGGACAACUCGCGCAGCCGGGCGGGCGAUCUCUUCCGACAACGAGACGCCUAUCCACGAAGACGAAGAGCGUGACAGCUCGGCGGUAGAGAAUUCGAGUGAGGAUGCUGAUGAGAGCAGUGAGGAAGAGUCUACUGGCCCUUCAACUGUCGUGGCUCGUUCAGGAAUCACCUAUGAUCUGAGCUAUCUAGAUGACGAGUCUGAAGCGAGAGCCCUGGUGGGCUUGACGGGACAAUUUGACGUCGUCAAUUGUCGUGCCUCGUCUUCUGGAUAUGACUUUCAAUUCCUGGAUCGGCCGCAGGUCCAUCUUGGGCCCAAUGCACCUACUUGCACCUGUUCGACUUUCCAAGAUCGGCCGCAGAUGGCCUGCCAACACAUUUUUUGGCUCGUCGAUCAGCUCCAUGGCUGUUUCCUUACUAGUCCCCCGUCCACGGAGGUGGCCAUGUCACACGACGGCCGCCCUCGUGUGCGGCCGCCUCUGGAAGACCUGCUCAAUGGCAAGCUCGAGGAUGUGGCAGACCGGCUCCGUUGGCAGUACCUACGGGACGAGGACGAUGGCAGAAAUGUGGGCAUGACUCGGUUCGAGAAGGUUCGAGACGUGCUCUCUGCCUUCAGCCCGAAGAUUUUGCCAGAAGACUUCCGUCAGGACCUCGCCGAGACUGCAAGGCAUCCACGCACCGCAGAACAAUGCGUGGUACAAGGAGACUUUGAGGCAACUAUCUUCCGGCUUGCUGUUCAUGACGAUGGCGUCUUUAAUAGCCUCUGCAAGGCCAUGCCUGCUGGAGCCUGUGCAGCCAUCUACUUUGACAAGGUUCAGGAACAGUCGCGCCGGCUGUUACUCGAUUUCGACCGCUAUUGCGCGACAGGAGAGCGGCCCGUGGAGUCAAGUAGCUCUGGCGGAGGGACUGUCGAAGUCGACGAGGUAGUCCGACAGCUGUGCCGUUCAGUCUCUCGCAUUCGCGCGAACACGGCCCUUCGCACGCCAUAUGGCUCCGAGGGUGCUGCCAAAGCUCUCGUUUCGAUUCUAGAAGCGAUUGCCGCGCGAAAUAAAGACCCGCUGGAUGGAAAUACUUGGGGCCGGACCUCCUUCCACGGCGAGGACGAAGACCAGCGCAAUCUUUACCAUUUGUUGAUUGGGUCGGAAGACAUGGACCUGGGACCGGGAGAAGAACUUUUUGUCCUCGACGCCCUGCACGCCCUGCCCCCCGCCGACAUUGCUCAAUUUACUCCGAAGCUACUCGACAUUCAGCGAAAAAUUGAAGUGAAUCGCGCACCCAAGCCGUUCCUUCUGCGGCUGAGUGCGUUGGUCCGUGUGGCCGAGUCUGCCAGCGCUGGCGCUGCUGCAGGCUCCUCAGGGUCCGGACAGAAACGACCCGCAGCUGGCUCUUCGGGAGGCAACACGAAGCGAAGCCGUUGA
Molecule: messenger RNA, 1491 nt
Organism: Penicillium macrosclerotiorum
Lineage: Eukaryota; Fungi; Ascomycota; Eurotiomycetes; Eurotiales; Aspergillaceae
Exons: 2
Coding region: 1-1491 (496 amino acids)
Molecular function (GO): zinc ion binding
Source: RefSeq, a predicted model, not a curated record